This is a messenger RNA of Anarrhichthys ocellatus (wolf-eel), 2606 nucleotides long. RefSeq lists its product as uncharacterized. The coding region runs from base 1673 to 2536 and encodes 287 amino acids. Lineage: Eukaryota; Metazoa; Chordata; Actinopteri; Perciformes; Anarhichadidae. The transcript is spliced from 8 exons. The record is from RefSeq and is a predicted model, not a curated record.
CGCCAGAAUCUUAAAAAAAUACCGUGAUACACAUUUUUGGUCAUACCGCCCAGCACGAGCUGUAACAUAACCACAAUGCACAAGUUAACUUGGUGAGCAUGCAUUUGAAUAAUGGGGCUGUGUGCCCACAUGCACUUAAGUGCCUUUGUUCCAUGAUUUGACGUGUGACAGUGACAAAGAGAACAGCGUGUGUGUGUGUGUGUGUGUGUUUGGCUCAACGUGUCUUGAUGAAUUUGUUUCAGGGUUCAUUUGAAUAAAUAACUAGAAAUGUACUAACUUUGAGGGCCUUUUUCUCAAAAUGACAGCUCUUUGACAGUCAUUAUGUAACAUGACGUAUGUUGCAUGAUAUUUGAAGAACAGAAAACGAUGCUGAUAUCAUUAGAAAGCUAAGACCCUCCUCUUGAGGGUCAGUGUGACUGAUAAUGAUAGAGCACAUCACACGUGAACGGUAGCCUAACGUAUGUAAACCAAUGACUCAUGUGAUGACUUUGACAGCGCUGAGGUGCUGCACUUUGGAGGAAACACUGUCACUGCGUUCCAUAUCGCAUAGUUCUUCCUUUUAGUACAUAAUGUAGCUGCCCUUACAAAGGUUGUACUGUUACAUGCAGUAUGCAUUCAAUUGGGACACACUACUUCCUCAUAACAUUUCACUUUAAACUUUGACCCUCAUGCUUAUGUAUCCACAGCGCAGAGGAUUGUGGGUCAGACUGGCUAGAAUAUCAUGCCGGCUUUCAUACUGCAAAAUGCGACUGGAUGCAGUCGGACAUUCUGGUAUUUUUGUCAUACUGCAUUUGGCAUACUAAAAAGAAGGGUACUAUGGGUACUGGACUACACUGUGUUUCAUUCCGGCAGCUUGAAGGUCACACUGGUUACACCGGAGGUAAAGCAAAGAACUGGUCUAAACCUUUGUGUGGAACCAACUGUUUUCCAACAAUGACAUCAUGUAUAUUUUGUAUGACAUGUUCUCUUCUUGUUCAUGUUCUCUCUCUCAGGGACUGCAGAUGUUAAUUAGCUAACUCCGGCUCAACAGUAAUGAACCAAUAAGUAAAUGGAAAACGAUGCUGACCAGGACCGGACGAGCCAGAUCCUCCUCAUCUGACAUGAUGUGAUGGAGACUUCUUACCCGGGCUGGCAGUGAAGGUGGAAAUGGCCGUUUGGAAGCCCAGCAUUUUACAGAUCACCUUGCCAUCCACAGUAUCAAAGCCAUCAUCACACACGGUGCCCCAGACUCCAUUGUGCUUCACCUCCACUCGCCCUCGGACUCUCCCCGGCACAAGACGCACAGUUACUGUGGUGACACAAAGUACAGCUGUUUAAAGCUCCUGGUAGCUCAAAGUUAUUCUACAUUGAAAGUGACAUUUUAGCAGUUUGUUUUCGUUAGUAGUAGCUUUUGAAAAUAUCUCUCAUUCUCAACACUGCUCUCAGGUCAGUCAUGUGAUGAAUUACACUCUGGUGGAUUUCCUUGGUCUCCCUUGUCUCCUUUGGGUCCUGGUGGUCCAGGACGACCUGUGGAGGAAAAAUGUUCAAAUACAUCUUCCAACCAAACCGACGGUUUACAUGAACUGGUAUAAAUCCAUCAACUGAAUAUGUUACACAGUACAGAAGGCUCAUCGUCUUUAUCUUCUGUAACUCAACAACGGAUAAUGAAGUAGAUGGGCCUACACUUCUCCAGAUGUCUGAAAGAAUGAGUGAGCGAAUCUUUCCAAAAAUGAAAGACCAAGUGAAGUUCCUGUCUGCUUUAGCGCAGCUGAAAGUCAGUGAAAGCGAAGCCCCUGUGAGUCAGAGAGCCCUAGCAGCCCAACCAAUGAUCAACUGCCAAGUCCGGUUUCCUCCAACAGUCUUCACGGCACUGACCAACAAGGAUGCAGCUCUGUUUGACCAUUUGAGCCAAGACACAAUGUAUCCGUCUCAUAUUCAGUAUGAGCAGCUCUUUAAGUCUGUCCUGCUCAACUUCCCUUUUCUGAAGGAAAGUUAUGGAUCUGGAUAUCAAACAGAUGCAAUGGAUGCUGGGGACGACAAAAGAAGUACGAGCCACCAUAUUGCAACAAUGAAGCAGGCGUGCCAAAAGAUGAGGCCUAACUUGGUCAUCAUUCGCCAAUGCCUCCAGAGAGUACAGAAGACACUAAAUGCAACAACACUCUACUGCAGAGGUCUUAAAAGAAUUCACCUGCUUCUCUAUUCCAAUCUUGGCCUGUUGGUGAAUGCAGCCAUACUCCUCCUACCAUCGGUCUUCAAAGAAAAUGCAUCACAGCUCUUCGCAAUAGAUAAGGAACCACUAAGCCCAACACCCACAAUUGUCCUGAGCAGCAGCGAUGGCAAGCCCCUGAGUGACGGCACAGAUGUUUUUGUAGCAGUGGAUGGACAAAAAAUGAUGGUGGACAAUGAAGACGCAGACGGUUCAUUGGCCAUGGGUGUUGUGUUGGCCCUCUAUCAUCUGAAAAAAACAUUUUCGUUUUUGGAGGCAUUUAUCCUGAAGCUGGACACACGGGUACCUGUAGCUAUGCAGAGAGUGGCAAAUGCUCUGAACAUUUCUUAGAUAAGACACUGCAGCACAUGGAUUACAUUGUAUAGAGUUGAUUUCUGACAAUAAAGUGAAGUGCAGUACA